Molecule: messenger RNA, 506 nt
Organism: Polyodon spathula (Mississippi paddlefish)
Lineage: Eukaryota; Metazoa; Chordata; Actinopteri; Acipenseriformes; Polyodontidae
Product: 60S ribosomal protein L35-like
Exons: 4
Coding region: 97-468 (123 amino acids)
Biological process (GO): maturation of LSU-rRNA from tricistronic rRNA transcript (SSU-rRNA, 5.8S rRNA, LSU-rRNA); translation
Cellular component (GO): cytosolic large ribosomal subunit; ribosome
Molecular function (GO): structural constituent of ribosome; mRNA binding
Source: RefSeq, a predicted model, not a curated record
CCCCUGCUUUGCGAGGGAGACUUGGUUCAGCCCGUAACCCGGUAGAGGUUCACCUGACCCUGUGCGUUCCCUUUCCUGUGGCAGCCAGAAGUGACGAUGGCGAAGAUCAAGGCCCGAGACCUGCGCGGUAAGAAGAAGGAGGAGCUGCUGAAGCAGCUGGAUGACCUCAAGGUGGAGCUGUCCCAGUUGCGUGUCGCCAAGGUGACUGGCGGAGCUGCAUCCAAACUCUCCAAGAUCUGUGUUGUGCGCAAGUCCAUUGCCAGAGUUCUGACUGUAAUUAACCAGACGCAGAAGGAGAAUCUGAGGAAAUUCUACAAAGGCAAGAAGUACAAGCCUUUGGAUUUGAGGCCCAAGAAGACUCGUGCCAUGCGUCGCAGGCUGACCAAACACGAAGAGAGCUUGAAGACCAAGAAGCAGCAGAGAAAGGAACGCCUCUACCCCAUCCGCAAAUACGCUGUCAAGGCAUAAGUUUGUUCUCCUUGUAUGGAAUAAAACACAAAAAAGCA